Molecule: messenger RNA, 669 nt
Organism: Drechmeria coniospora
Lineage: Eukaryota; Fungi; Ascomycota; Sordariomycetes; Hypocreales; Ophiocordycipitaceae
Exons: 4
Coding region: 1-669 (222 amino acids)
Biological process (GO): mitotic actomyosin contractile ring assembly
Cellular component (GO): myosin II complex
Molecular function (GO): calcium ion binding
Source: RefSeq, a predicted model, not a curated record
AUGCAACUGCUGGCCACGGAUUUCCUCGCACGAACCGUCGUCAUCCACCUGCGCCGCGCCCGACAGCCCAACACGCAGCACGCAGCCCCCGAACCCCCAACGCUCUGCUCCGUUCUGCUCUGCUCCUUUCUGCUCCGCGCCGCCGCACCACGCCUCUCGUUCCGCCUCUGCACGCCUCGCAACGCCGCCGCCUCGACCAACUACAAGGAGGCCUUUGCCCUCUUCGACAAGCGCGGCAAUGGCCGCGUCACGGUGGACAGCCUCGGCGACCUGCUGCGCGCCUGCGGCCAGAACCCGACGCUCGCCGAGAUCCAAGAGCUCGAGAAGAAUGCGGGCAGUGAUUUUGAUUUCGAAUCCUUCCAGCGCAUCCUCAACCGCCCCGGCGGUUUCCGCGAACCUGGCGAACCCGAAGAGUACUGCCGCGGCUUCCAGGUCUUUGACAAGGACAUGACGGGCUUCAUCGGCGUCGGCCAGCUCAAGUACAUCCUGACGAACCUCGGCGAGAAGAUGACGGACGAGGAGGUGGACGAGCUACUCAAGGCCGUCGAUACGAGCUCCGGCCAGGUCAACUACACCGCAUCGUUGCUUGCCGCCACCGGCAGAGGUGCGAACGGGCUGCUGAUGACCGUCGCUUUACCAGAACUUGUCCGGACCAUUCUCGCCAAUUAA